Molecule: messenger RNA, 733 nt
Organism: Myotis davidii
Lineage: Eukaryota; Metazoa; Chordata; Mammalia; Chiroptera; Vespertilionidae
Product: receptor-type tyrosine-protein phosphatase S-like
Exons: 3
Biological process (GO): protein dephosphorylation
Molecular function (GO): protein tyrosine phosphatase activity
Source: RefSeq, a predicted model, not a curated record
CGUCGGGGUGGGCCGCACGGGCUGCUUCAUCGACGCCAUGCUGGAGCGCCUCAAGCCAGAGAAGACGGUGGACGUGUAUAACCACAUGAUGCUCAUUCGGUCCCAGUGCAACUACAUGGUGCAGACAGAGGACCAGUACAGCUUUAUCCACGAGGCCCUGCUGGAGGCCGUGGGCUGCGGCAACACGGAGGUGCCCGCCCGCAGCCUCUACGCCUACAUCCAGAAGCUGGCCCAGGUGGAGCCCGGCGAGCACGUCACCGGCAUGGAGCUCGAGUUCAAGCGGCUGGCCAACUCCAAAGCCCACACAUCCCGCUUCAUCAGUGCCAACCUGCCUUGUAACAAGUUCAAGAACCGCCUGGUCAACAUCAUGCCGUACGAGAGCAUGUGGGUCUGCCUGCAGCCCAUCUGGGGCAUGGAGGGCUCCGACUACAUCAAUGCCAGCUUUAUCGAUGGCUACAGGCAGCAGAAGACCUACAUCGCCACGCAGGGGCCGCGGGUCUGCCUGCAGCCUAUCCGGGGCGUGGAGGGCUCCGACUACAUCAACGCCAGCUUCAUCGAUGGCUACAGGUACCCGCCUGUGCCUGGCAACACCGGGCCCCAGAGGGUCCCAGCCUGGUCCCCAGGGGCCUCCGUUCUCGCUUGGGAGUCGAAGCGGCACAGACACUGCCCGCCUCGCCAGGCACAGCUGAGGCGGAGGGAGGGCGUCAUCCAGGCUGUUGGCUGCCGUCCAUAA